AUGUACAACGCAUAUCUUGAAUCGUUCCACAAUCUCCAGGCCAAGUCGAACGCGUUCCGGCAACGUCUUGAUGGCCAGCGUGCUGGAGACGGUACCCUUUUUAGUGAAGCAGCCGCUUUACUAGACAAGGCCAAUGACGCCGCCUUUGAGGGACUUGAGACCUUAGUCGUCCAGCUCUUGCAGAUAGCGGAUGGCGACUCGCCUGUCGGUAAAGACGCUGUCCCACAGCUCUCCAUUGCUAUCGAGCUCUUCCACAAGCUGGCUAAGUCCUGUGAAGGUUCCGUUGACCGUAUCGGUCAGGAGUUCAUAGGUACGACUCAGUACGGCGGUGAAAACAAGCAGCUACAGGAUGACAUCCAGGUCCUCCUCAACAACAUCAGCGGGGAGGUUCUUGGCGCGCAGGACGUGCUUCGAAGGGCUGAAUACUCUUCAAGGAGCUGCUCUGAGCGUUUGGCGACUGCUGAAAGCGAUUUGAGGGAUGCGAAAGAUAAGAAAGAUGGCUGGUACGACGUGUCCUCCUUCUUUGGAGGAGGCGGAGACAUCGACGACCAAGUUCGAGUAAACGAGCGAAACGUCAAUAACUGCCAACAAGAUUGGGAUAAUGCCAAAAGGACUGAGAACGACUGCAGGAAUAACCAUUCCAAUCUGCAGAGCUUGAUCCCAAAGGUACAGGAGCUUACAAGACUCUUGGAUGAUCUCUUCUGGCAGAUGAAUGCUGAGUACGAGAAGAUUGUCAAGGACAGAAAGAUUAUCGAACGGACUUGGGUAGCUACUAGGACGCUUGACUAUCACGUCAGCACCAAUGAUGUCGACACCUCCCGCGAUGACAUUCUACGCCAUGUGGUUCAGUUGAUCCACAUGAGAGUGGAACAAGUAGAUGAGGAUCCUGAUGUACAGCGAUUCAAAGAGAAUAUUGAGAGACGGAUGCGCGAGGCGCUGGGUGAGGCUCAGGUGGAAGAGCUCCACCACGAGAGGAAAUUCCUCCCCAUGGAAGAUGUCGACUUUUAG
Colletotrichum fioriniae is the source of this 1008-nucleotide messenger RNA. RefSeq lists its product as uncharacterized. Lineage: Eukaryota; Fungi; Ascomycota; Sordariomycetes; Glomerellales; Glomerellaceae. The record is from RefSeq and is a predicted model, not a curated record.